AUGGGAGAAGACAAUGAUCUGGAAAAGCGUGCAAUAGAAGAACUCCUCAGAGAGACGGAUCGAGCGAGAGUGCGGGCAGAGACCAUGGGUCCAACGGGAUGGUUAAAGUGUCCUCUCAAGAGCACAAACAAGCGCUUUCUUCUGAAUACACUGCGCUCCACUGGCCUAAAGCGGCGUUCAGAUGAAGAGUCUUCCUCAAGCCGGCGCUUCAGGAGCGAGUCCUCCGAGCGAAGACGUGACCGCAGCAGAUCACCAUCUCACAGGAGCCGUGACAGACACCAGGGCCACAGAGACGAGUCCAACCGGGAAGACCGCUCUAUGGAAGAUUUGAAAUGCAAGAAAGAGAAGGAGAGGCGUGACGGGCACGGACGAGAAAGAAAACAUGUAGAAGAGAAUGGUGGUCAUAGGAAACAUAGACAUAAGUGA
Knipowitschia caucasica is the source of this 426-nucleotide messenger RNA. The record is from the annotation of a GenBank genome assembly. Lineage: Eukaryota; Metazoa; Chordata; Actinopteri; Gobiiformes; Gobiidae.